UCUAUUUCUUUCAUCUUCUAUUUUUUUCUCUCUGUAUCUCAUUUCAUGUGGCUGAAGUAGACGUCAAUUUUUGGACGAAAAAAUGUGAAGCUAGGUUGGGGUGGUCACUGGGUGGCUAGAUAUGGGUUUGCACAGUUAUUGCUUUUGUGAGGUGAAUGGCCAAUCACAGUUAUUGCUUAUGUGUAAGGUUUGCAUAAUACUGAGUUUGAAUGUGUAAAUUCAUUAGGAGAUAUUAGUUAUAGAUCUACACCAGAAACAAAAAUAUACCUGCAUAAAUUAAUCCUUUGAAGUAAGAAACAUUUUUGAUAUUGGGUUUAAGGUGCUUCAGAAUCAUUGUCGUUAGAUAUGGUGUUUUAUUUUUGAUUGAUGCUGUUUUUUUCUUCUUUGUGAUUUUAUCUUUUCCAAGAAAUCUUGAUGAUGAUGAGUUGGAUAGUCAUUUGGAGCAUAUUCAAAAUCUAUGUUACAGAAAAAUGAAGAAAACAUUCAGGCAAAAGGAAUAAACUUCUGUUCUACAAGUGCAAAAUGCUGCAAACCCAAAGCUAAAUUGACGUCCUACAGAGAUGCUUAGAUGGUCGUAUAUGUCUUAUGCAACUAAAGUAAUGCUUUUACAUUUCCCUGUCCCGUUCCUCUUUUAUAGGGAAUCAAAGGUCAAAACACAAAAGCAAUACUACGCAUGAAAAAAUAAUCACUUGCAAGACCUAUAGAUCAUAAAUCACAUGAUAUAUUCUCCUAUGUCGAGCCUCACUUGCAGUCAUGGUUCAGAAGAUAUGGAGGGAAUUUUCUUAUGUGGUUUAGUCCUCAAACAUGCUCGGUGAUUUGGAGCCAGAGCUGAUGAAAGAGAUAUUGAACAAUAAAGACAGAACUUAUUCAAAAAUUACUCCAGAUUAUAUAAAUAAGUUAGCAGGAGAUGGCCUUGAUUCAUCCAUUGGACGAAAAUGGUCUAAGAUGAGGAAAAACCACGCUUUCCAUGCAGAGAGCUUGAAAAAUAUGAUACCAGCGAUGAUCGUUAGUACAGAAAUGAUGCUUGAGAGAUGGAAAAAUUAUGAUCAACGUCGACUACAAAUCUACGAGAAACGAAUCAUUUUAUGGUACUUCUGGCAUGAUGAGACCUUAGAAUGCUCUUCUUUUCAUUGUAUUUGUAAUACGAGUAUAUUUCUUUCAUAUCCGUGUUCAUAUUUUCUUCAAAUAUCAGUGCAUCUGUACUAUGAACUUCAAAUAGGAGAAAUAGGAGCUCUGUUAUGUUAUCCUUUCUCCGCGGUUUAUAGGUUCCCGUCAUUUAUUUUCCUUCUUCAUUGCAUCUCUAAUGUGAAAUCAUCUGUAAGUGUAGCUUUUUUAUAAAAUUUUAUUACAGAUACUCCCUUUUUUUGG
Tripterygium wilfordii is the source of this 1368-nucleotide messenger RNA. RefSeq lists its product as uncharacterized. NCBI's taxonomy places the organism in Eukaryota, Viridiplantae, Streptophyta, Magnoliopsida, Celastrales, Celastraceae. The transcript has 4 exons. Gene Ontology annotation, molecular function: iron ion binding; heme binding; oxidoreductase activity, acting on paired donors, with incorporation or reduction of molecular oxygen. The record is from RefSeq and is a predicted model, not a curated record. The coding region runs from base 805 to 1338 and encodes 177 amino acids.